CAAGAUGAGCAAGACCACCCAGACCCAGGAACAGCUCUCCGAGCUGGAGAAGGCCAUGGAUGUCAUUAUUGAUGUCUUCCACCAGUACUCGAGACGGGAGGGGGACAUAGACACCCUGACCAAGAAGGAGCUGAAGCUCCUGAUUGACAAGCAGCUUGUGAACUACCUGAAGCACGUGAGAAACAAGACCACCAUUGAUGAAAUCAUGAAGGACCUUGAUGUCAACAAGGAUGCGCAGAUCAGCUUCUCCGAGAUGAUGCUGCUGGUCACCCGCGUGACCAUUGCCACCCAUGAACACCUCCACGAUGUCGAGGACCAGCAGCAGCAACACAAACACCAGCACCACCACCACUGAGGUGGGCUGUGGUCCCCAGCCAAAGGCACCCAUGCAGUGCUUGCAGCCCCUGGCUUUCUCCCCUC
Gavia stellata (red-throated loon) is the source of this 420-nucleotide messenger RNA. Its product is annotated as protein MRP-126. Gene Ontology annotation, cellular component: extracellular exosome; cytoplasm. Gene Ontology annotation, molecular function: calcium ion binding. The coding region runs from base 5 to 355 and encodes 116 amino acids. NCBI's taxonomy places the organism in Eukaryota, Metazoa, Chordata, Aves, Gaviiformes, Gaviidae. The record is from RefSeq and is a predicted model, not a curated record. The transcript has 3 exons. Gene Ontology annotation, biological process: endothelial cell migration.